AUGUCACACUCCACAAUGAAAGCAGCAGUAAUCUACGAAGCAGGCGGCCCCUCAGCCCUCAAGCUCGAACAAAAACCCACACCCACCCCUCAACCAGGCAACGUCCUCAUCAAGAUCCAUGCGUUCGGCUUGAAUCGUUCCGAACUCUUCACUCGUCAAGGACACUCUCCCAACGUCAAAUUCCCUCGAGUUCUAGGUAUCGAAUGUGUUGGUACUGUAGCUUCAUGCCCGGGCAAUGAAUUCAAGGAGGGCGAUGUGGUGGCUACUUGCAUGGGGGGACUGGGGAGGGAAUUCGAUGGCGGGUAUGCGGAGUAUAGUUCUGUGCCUGUGAAGAAUGUUCAAGUUAUCAAGGGAGGAGUGGAGGGGUUGAGUGAUGGGGAGGGUCAUCAUGGGUGGGAGGUUCUGGGGGCUUGUCCCGAGAUGCUGCAGACGAGUUGGGGGAGUCUGUUCAAGAGUUUGAGGGUCAAGAGUGGGGAGAGAUUUCUGGUUAGGGGAGGGACGACUAGUGUUGGGUUGGCGGCUGCGAGUAUUGCGAAAAAUUAUGGAGCGUUUGUGGCGAGUUCGACGAGGAGGAAGGAUAGAGAGCAGAUGUUGAGGGAUGCGGGUGCGGAUGAGGUUGUCAUUGACGAUGGAAGUGUGAGCAAGAGUAUCGAGGAGAAGUAUGACAAAGUUCUCGAAUUGAUUGGGACAACGACGCUGGAGGAUAGUUUGCAGUGUGUCAAGGAGGGUGGGAGUGUUUGCAUGGUCGGAAUGGUGGGUGGAAAGUGGGAGAUGGAUAAGUUUAGUCCGAUGGGGUCGAUUCCGACGGCUGUCAACUUGACGACUUAUGCUGGUGGACCAGAGGACUUUAUGGCUACACCAUUGAAUGAGCUGGUGGGACAGAUUAGAGAUGGGAAGCUGAAGAUCAAGAUUGGCAAGGUCUUCAAAUUGGACGAGAUCGUGGAGGCGCACAAAGUGAUGGAAGAAAAUAGCGCUGGGGGGAAGAUUGUCGUCGUAACAUGA
Mollisia scopiformis is the source of this 1002-nucleotide messenger RNA. Its product is annotated as Zn-dependent oxidoreductase. The coding region runs from base 1 to 1002 and encodes 333 amino acids. Gene Ontology annotation, molecular function: oxidoreductase activity. The record is from RefSeq and is a predicted model, not a curated record. The transcript has a single exon. Lineage: Eukaryota; Fungi; Ascomycota; Leotiomycetes; Helotiales; Mollisiaceae.